Messenger RNA from Pseudocercospora fijiensis CIRAD86, 213 nucleotides. RefSeq lists its product as uncharacterized. Lineage: Eukaryota; Fungi; Ascomycota; Dothideomycetes; Mycosphaerellales; Mycosphaerellaceae. The record is from RefSeq and is a predicted model, not a curated record. The transcript has 3 exons. The coding region runs from base 1 to 213 and encodes 70 amino acids.
AUGGCAUUGCGGUUCUGGUCACCUGUGUGUGGGUUGCAAUCUGUUUGGUACUGUCAUCGCAUGUGCGGCCUUCACGACGACAGCAUGCUAUCAGAUCUGGAUUGGCAAGACUUGAUUGCGUCAGUUGCAGCCUCAGGCAUCAGGCACGUAAUGGACCCUGACACCUGGACAUACACUCCAAGUUACCCCCUCAGCACGUGCAUAUCGCCAUAG